Messenger RNA from Pocillopora meandrina, 5247 nucleotides. NCBI's taxonomy places the organism in Eukaryota, Metazoa, Cnidaria, Anthozoa, Scleractinia, Pocilloporidae. The record is from the annotation of a GenBank genome assembly.
ACUUUGAACCUUUGGACAGCAACCAAAGACGUUAUCAGUGGCACAUCGACUUGUUCCUCCUGUUGAGAUCUGUGAACAAAAAAUAAUAUCGCUUUGUUUUAAACAUGGAUGAUUUUAAAAGCUGGGGGAUGCUUAGCGCUGAAGAGCUUCGGGAUUACGUGGAGCAAAAUGGAGUUUCCAGAGUUGCCGAAUACGUUACGAGCAAACUUGACGCUUGGAAGAACGUCGUAAUACAAUUUGCAGUAUGUGGUGUUUCAGGAGCUGGAAAAUCUACCUUUAUAAACCGCAUACGAGGGUAAGUACAUCGAUGCACUACGACUGAGGACGCGCUGAGCACGUAACAUUAAAGAAUAAGUCACUUUUGUCAAAUUUAAGGAUCUUGUUGUAUAUUACAUAUUUUAACAGGUCCCGUAAGCACUUUAAUGCAACAAUCAGAGUGCCUCGAACUAUCCUACUGCUGCCAUAGCUGUUCAUUUUAUUGCGACUCAGUCAUUUUAUUUUAAUGUUCAUAAUGAAGAACCUUUUGAAUAACCAAGGAUUUUGACCUUCUGUCCCUCCCAUUCAGUCAAUACGUACAUAACAUUUAAUGAUAACUUCGCUUCGAAAUAAAUAUGUCGUUUUUAUCGAUGUUUUGAUUAUUAUGAUAUUAAACUAAGUGAGAAAAAAGCCUUCUUGUAGACCAAGACUUGAUCAGGAAUAAAACACAAACUGCGGAGCCUGAUCAAGCUCUGUAGGCCCUGGAAACCAAGGAAACAUUUAACAACAUUUUAACUUUAAUUCCUUCGUUAUUUGAUAGACUGGAAGACAUUGAUACUGGUGCAGCAGAAGUCGAUGUCACUGAGUGCACUAAAGAGCCGAAAUGCUACGAUCAUCCCAGCAACCCCAAAAUUAAGUUUUGGGACUUACCAGGGAUAACGAAUCCAUUCUACAAAGGAGAUCUGGAGGAAUACUGCAAAAAUGUACCAUUGGAUGAGUACGAUACCUAUCUGAUCUUUGCCAAAGAUCGACUCACCGCUGACGACUUGAAACUUGCAGAGAGGAUUCGAUCAACUGGUAAGAAGUUUUUCUUCAUUCGGGCAAGAAUUGAUCAAGAUGUUGAAAAUGCGAAGAGAAGCAGAAAACAUUUAUUUGAUGAAGAUGCCACCCUGAAUAAGAUACGAAAGAGCAUUUCGCAAAAUUUGAUUGAAAGAGGCCUGCUCAACGAUGAGAAAGAAAUUUUCUUGAUAAGCAACCACUUUCCUACCAAGUAUCAAUUUGAUGAGCUGACCCAAGCAAUUUUAGCCAUAUUGCCGCAACGACAACGUGAGAGUCUCAUUCUGACCAUUGAUAAUGCCUUAAUUUUGUCAAAAAAUACCCUGAAGGAGAAGGUUAAAGUUCUUAAAGAGCGCAUCAAGUUUGUUGCUACCGCAUCUGCUUUCGCUGCAACUGUUCCAAUUCCCGGGGUAUCCAUUUCGGCCGAUAUCGCGAUGAUACAAAGUGAAAUAAACUUUUACAUAAGCCAGCUUGGUCUCUCACAAGAAGGUUCAAACAGAUUUUCCUUGCUGGUUUCCAACACCCAAACUCAAAUAAAGGCAUUGAGUGCAGUGCUUGGCAGUACCAUGCAAAUUAGCGGGCUUCUUGCAGCCUACGCUACCGAAAGUGUCGUCAAGGAAUUCUCACGCUACAUUCCGAUAAUUGGCACAGCUAUAGGUAGUUCCUUGUCGUUCGGCGCAACAUACUACCUACUAACGAAAUGGUUAGGAGAAAUGGAAGAAAUCGCACUUAAAGCGUUGGAGGAAACAUUGGAAAACGUUCGAUCCCAUUAACUUUGAUGUAUGAUAUGUACCACGUUUUUCUUUUCUGUGCACCAAGCACAGGCCGAAGGCUCAGUGGGAAUCGACUAACUUUGAGUGAACUUACCUUAGUGAUGUUUUUCCUUAUGUAAGAAAAAAUUUUUUCUCACAGAUAUUCAAUAGUAACUCAAUAUUAGAAAUAAAUAGGUAUGCUUAGAAGUACUUCAGUCUUUUUUAACCGGCUUGGAGGCUGACCACAAAGCUGAAUUUUUUCCCCAAUAGUACAUGCACUCAUUAGCUUCUUUGGGGUCUCAUAAAAUCCAACAAUGAAAUGCUUGACUGCAAAAUAUAUUAUGUCAGAGGGUAAAACUUCAAUUUUACCCGUUAAUAUUGAGCGACGACGUUUGACUGUUGCUCGUAAACAGAGUGGAAAUAAGGAUGACGUGAAAUUUUAGCGUUGUAAUAUUUUACGCUCUCAGGGGCUUACACAAAAUUUGCAAAGAAUGUUUUUAAUAAUAGGCCAUUUGCAUCUCCUAAUAUUUUAGUCUGAGAACGAUUAAUUCAACGGGGAAAAAAGGAAAAUAACUAGUCUUUUUGUGGUAUUUGAACGAAUAGAAGAGUUAGUUUAUCGGGUUACAUACAGUGACACGGUUAUGUCACUGUAGUAAUUCCCACACUGGUUCACAGUCAAAGGAUCUGUAAUCGUCUGUAGGAAUAUCAUAAAGGAUACCUCCAUUCUGAAAACAGUUUAAACGUAUUAGGAAAGUAGCAGUCAAUCAUUUUCAAUCCCUUUCUCUCACUGGAGAAUAAAUUGACUGAAGGAUUAAAAUUAGCAAAACUGUUGCUUGAAAUGAUUAGCACAUUUUCAAGCAACACAGAAUUAAAACGAAUUUGUUCAUGGAUAGUGCAUUGUCGGUUUCAUGUGAUGUUAGUUUUGUUACUCGAAGUGAAAGAAGCCUAUGAAGUAUUAUGUUAUGUAAGAAAUUUGUAAGACAAAAAUUAGUUGCUUAGAUCAUAUCCAUUCGAAUUUUGUGACUUCAAGUACAAGUAAAAGUAUUGCGGUAGAAAUUGCUGAUCACUUGCCUGUCUCUAGCCUUGUGUACGAUCCAAAGUGUAGCCCCAUUCCUGACACAAUUAAAGUUGGAGAUUUUAAAAAAUUUGACAAGAUUUCUUUUCAAAAUACGUUAAGAAACGCGAACUGGCUGCCCUUAUAUAAUAGUAGUAAUGCAAAUGAAAGUUUGUCGAGAUUCCUUCACAUUUUUAACAGAAUUAACAAUGGAGAUGCACGUUUGAAAAUAACCAAAAUUAAAAACAAGUCAAAUAAACCCUGGGUAACUGGAUGUUUAAGAAAAGCAAUUAAAAUUCGUAAUCAGCUGUAUAAAAAAUGUCUGACAACCCGUAAACUCCUAUUAUCAUGAUAAACACAAACUUUAUCGUAACAAAAUAGUGGCCAUCAAUAAAAUAUAUCGCGCACGGUAAUAUAAGUAUAUGGUAAUAUACUUAAAGAUUCUACAAAGAAAAUGUGAGAUAACAUUAAUGUGAUUAUAAACAAAAAGAGGCCAUUUUCCAACAUUGAAAAAUUGCAAGUAAACGACCAAAACUUUGAAUAGCCGUUCUCAAUAUCAAAUGCGAUCAACAAGUACUUCUGCAGUGUUCCGGCCAACCUUGCAGCCAAACUGCCCAAAUCAAAUCACCGUUCCUCUUCUUACAUGCACAGGAAAAAAGAAUCGUUUCGGUUUAUUAGAGUGAAUGGAGUGGAGGUCUUCUUAUUAUUAGAGAGUAUUGAUAUUAAGAAAUCGUUUAAUCUUGAUAAAGUUCAUCCUUUGCCAUUAUCUUCUGCCGCACCUAUAGUGAUAGUCCAUUGAUUUAUGUCAUUAAUUUAUCACUUAAGCAAGGCAUUUUUCCAGACAGUUUAAAAGUUGCCAAAGUUAUCCCAGUUUUUAACAGGGCUCUCGCUCCUUAUGUAACAACUAUCGCCCCAUAUCAGUCCUUUCAGCCUUGAGUAAAAUUUUUGAAAGAUGCAUUCUUAAUCAAUUGAUAUUUCAACACGAAAAAUAUUCUUGUAUCGAACCAGUUAGGCUUUAGAGCCGGAAAAACUACAACUGACUGCUUGGUUGACCUAGUAGAUGAUAUAACUAAAGCUAUUGACGAAGAUAGCUAUGCUGUAUCUAUGUUUCUAGACUUAAGCAAAGUCUUUGACAGUUAACCAUUCCAUUUUACUUUCCAAACUUGACCUAUAUGGUAUUCGUGCCAGUGAAAACCAGUGGUUCAAGUCUUACUUAAGCAAACGGAAACAAAAGGUGUUCGUUAAUGGUGUCGAGUCUAAUUUCUACUCACUGAAUUCAGGAGUACCACAAGGGUCAAUAUUAGGGCCAUUCCUCUUUAUAGUUUAUAUGAACGAUAUGGCCAGAGCUACUAAUUACUUUACUGUAAGACUCUGCAGAUGACACAUCUUUAACAGCAGUUGGUAUACGUAGUAAUUUAGAUGUAUUGAUCCAGCGAAUAAAUUCCGAAAUAAGUUAACCCUGAAUUAAAGUCAGAAAAAAUCCCGGUUUUCCAACCACGACAGAGAAAUAAUUACAAGUUAUACCCCCCUUAAAUUAGCCGAUCAUUACCUCACACUGUUAAAUACUUAGGAUUAGUUAUCGAUUCCUUUCUGUCAUAGCAUGAUCAUAUUGAUUAUAUCAGCAGUAAAAUUAGCAAAAGUCUAAACAUAAUCGCAAAACUGAAACGACAUGUAACAGUUCGAUCUCUCGUAAGUGUAUACUAUGCACUUGUGCAUCCUUAUUUAACAUACGUCUGCAUAUUGUGGGGUAAUAAUUACGAAGCUCCAUUGUCUCAGUUGGUAAAGCUACAAAACAAAGCCACAAGAACCAUCAACAAUGUACCAAUUUGUGACCAUGUUACUCCCCAUUAUGUAGGCAUUGGCCUAAUUAAGCUUCCUGACAUAAUUAAAUUGAGUACGUGUCAACUAUUCUACGAUCAUAUUGUAGACAAAAAAUCUUCUAAUUUUGCACUUUCUUUUUUAUCUGAGAUCCAUGAUCAUGCCACUAGAAGUACAUCUUUGCAUCACCUGAACCCUAGCCCCUUCAGAAUAAAUAUAAGGAAAUUCUUUCCAACAGUUAUAGGGUGCUGCUAUUGGAAUGAUAUUCCUAUAUCUCUACGGGAGAAGCCCAUUAAAAAACUUUUUAAAAGAGCACUUUUCUCACAUUACCUUUCCUAGUACUAAUUAAUGUCUUCCUCUGACCAUGUUUUAUUUAAAUAUGUGUUGUUUAAGGUGUGAUUCCUAUUCCCUCUCUUAUAUUUGUAUCUUAUAUUUGUAUCUUAUAUCUGAUUGUACCGCUUCUUUUUACUGUAUGAAAAAAUGUAAUUUAGGGUAAAGGGCAUCUAAUUAGCUUGCUAUAUUAUGCCCUUCUCCAUCCUCUCAUUUUACCUGUAAUUAUUCAUUAGACUCUAAUCUGUUGAAAUGAGGAAA